This is a messenger RNA of Tyto alba (common barn owl), 2626 nucleotides long. RefSeq names its product MARVEL domain containing 1 (gene MARVELD1). The record is from RefSeq and is a predicted model, not a curated record. NCBI's taxonomy places the organism in Eukaryota, Metazoa, Chordata, Aves, Strigiformes, Tytonidae. The transcript has a single exon. Bases 157 to 684 code for a protein of 175 amino acids. Gene Ontology annotation, cellular component: membrane.
GCGGCGGGGCGCGGAGGCGGGGCGGGGAGGAGAGGAGAGAGGCCCCGGGCGGGGAGGACCGUUAAGCGCCAGAUGUUUGGCAGCGACCGGGGGAGGAAGUCGCCGCCGGGGCCCUGAGUCCCGCCCGAGCCGCGCCGGAGCAGGCAGGGCCCCGCCAUGGCCCGCACGGCUCCCCCGGCAGUGCCGCCGCCCCCGGGGCCGCCGGCCCGCGGGUCCCUCGGCCUCCACCGCGCCUACCUGCGGAGUCCACUGGGCUUGCUGCGCCUGGGGCAGCUGGCCCUGGGCGCUGCCUUCUGGGUGACGGUGGCGGCUCACAAGUACGAGGGGGCGGCCCACUUUGCCCUCUUCGCCGCCGUCCUGGUCUGGCUGCUCACCCUGGCCCUCUUCGGGCUGAGCCUGCUGGGGCGCUGGGCGCUGGUGCCCUGGCUGGGCUCCCGCUGGCUCCUCACCAACCUGGUGCACGACCUGGCGCUGGGCAUGGGGCUCUACGCGGCCGCCACCGGCAUCAUGGGCUACAAGGCUGGGCGGAAAAGCUAUUGCAACCUGCCGGGCUACAGCCAGCACUGCCUCUACGGUGCCUACCUGAGCGCCUCCGUCUGCGGAGGCAUCGCUGCCUGCCUGUACCUCUUCUCCGGGCUCUACUGCCUGUCGCGGCGCUGCCGGGACCAGCGCGACAUCAUCUGAGACCCCGCGGCGCUCGGCUCCCCUUCUCCUCACCCGCGGAUGGAGCACGGCCCCCCUUUGGGACGAAGUGACCCCGCCGCCCCAUCCCCUCCUGGCUGACUGCACCGCGCUUCCUCCAGAGACUCCUGCGCAGACGGAUGGACAGACGGGGGCCUUCCCCGAGCAUGGCUUCCCCUGCAUCCUGCCGAGACAGCGUGGACACCCAGCGUCUGCACAGGCCCCUCUCCCACCCCUGGACAGAUGUAGGCUAUUGCAAGUGGAAGGACUCAAGCGGAGAGCCCGUAAGAGGGACCCCAAUUCCUGGGAGCCCCCCAGGGCCCCUGCCCACCUCCUGUGCCCCUGGCCUUGCAGAUGCUGCACGUUCAGGUGGGUGCCGACCUGUCCCUGGGGCGGAGGGGGACUGGCCUGGGGGAGCCGAGCAGGGGGCAGUGGUACAUAGCGGGGUUGGGUGGGCAUAACCCCACCCGACCCGCUGGCAGCCCCCUUCCUGCAGUUCCCAAUGGCGCGGCGCCUCCACAAGUCCCUGACGGAGGCUCUGAUCUCGGCUUCCCCAGCCCGGGCCCCUCCUCCUGUCUGGCCUGAACACAUCCGCCGUCUUGCCGGAGCCCCGCGGGGCUCAGCCCCUCCCUGCUCCGUGUUCUGGGCGUGUGGAGACACCCCGGUCCCACGCAGCCUGACGCGGCAUCACCCCGGCCCCCCUGGACACGCUGUCCUGUUUGGGGGCUGAGCCCACACCGGGCAGCGAGGCCUCCAUCACUGUGGGGCGAGGGGAAGGGCGAGUGGGGCCGUAGCCUGCUUCUGUGACCCUGGGCAGGGGAUAAAUUCCUCCGGCCUUGGGGUUCAUACUACCCCGGGGUGGGGCCUGGGGUUGAAGGGUGCGGGGCACGAGGUUGUUCUCUCCCCCUUGCCCCUCCUGCAGCGAGGUGUGUGGCUCUGAGCCACCCAGAGCCACUGGCUGCUCCGACAAGGACAGGCACGGCCUUACCGGCAGCACUGGAGACUGGCCCGCAGCCCUGCCCUGGCUCUGCAGCGCUUGAUUUAUCAUCCCAGAAAACUCUCAUUUCGGGACUCUCUGACUCCAUCUCAGGGCCCUGCGCUGUCCAGAGACCACGGUGGGGUGGGGGGGAAGGGUGAGCGCAGCAGCAUGGCGGUGCUGGGCUGCCGCUGGCACCGUGGCUGCAGGGGAGCUGGGGCCAGGCGUUGGGACACAGCCUGUCUUGAGGAACAGGAGAAGAAGAUGUAGGCAGCGGAGCUGGGCCAGCCCUGGAUCAGCCUCCAGAGCCCACCGGGUGCCAAGCCCUGAGGAGGCUGUGUAGGGCCAGCUGAAGAAACGGGCAGCCAGAGACUGGGAAUUUUUGGAGGAGCACCGCACUGGGGCUGCCCUGCCACAAGCCCUGCUUGCCCUGCCUGGAGCCAGGCCCUCUCCAUCACUCCCGCUGCGAGGGAGGGUCUGCUCCAGUCUCUGCGUGGGCUCAGAUCAGCAGGACGGGUGUCCCCAGCAUCUGGCCACAGGCUCUGGCUGUUGCCUGGGGUUCCCUGGUGCCUUUUUUGGGGUGGAGAGCAGCAGCAGUGAUCCCUCUGGGGCUUGGAGGGCUUCGGGGUUGGUGUUGGGUCACCGCUUCCAUCAUGAGGUGCUGUCUCAGCCGAUUUCCUCUCAUGCUUAGGGGCCCUGCCAGCCCCUGGAUCACCUACCCCUUAUUCCUGGGCAGGAUGUGCUGCCCCUACCCUGUGUCAGGGCUGGUCCCUGACACUGCCUGCCCCCUCCUGCUGCAGUGCAGCCCCUGGCCCAGGCUGCCCAAAAUGCCCAGAGGGGCUUCUGCCACCACAAGUGCCUUUCCCUGGCUUUCUGCAGCUCUGCCUGUCACGCCGGCUCUGUCCUCUUUGAACCCCCUCUCCGGUGCCUAUGGAUUCACCUUCCAAAUAAAGCAACGUUGGCACUCUC